UUUUUUUUUUUUUUUUUCUUAAGAUUAAUAGUCAGAAUGCAAUCUUAAAAAUCAGAAGUAUAAGAAAACGAAUAAUAAUAAGAAUCAAGCAAGGGCAGCGUAAGGGUACCGGUCGGGAAGCGCGUCUCAAUGGAAACCAAAAUAUAUGGGAGAUCCACUCUCAACAGUCAAUAGUCCAGAGGCUGAAAGACUCCGAAAAUAGAGUACCCAACUUUAAAACCAAAUGUGAAGAGGCAGGGCGCGACACGCAGGGAGUGAGUUGACCGCGUUGGUACCAAAGAGAUGAUGACUCGAGUGCGACAGCGAGGCGAUGAAAGGGACAUUCCACGUUGCGGAUCCGAUGUGCAAGUGGAUUGUUUCGGGUGGACCAGAGCCAGAUGAGAAUGAUCCACAGAUAGAUUAUGAACCUGUCGUGAUCAUGACCCGUGUCCGGUGUAAAAAAUAUCCUAAAAUCGAUAUCGUAGAGUUGUCGUUCACACACACAUGAGGACACGAUACAUGAAGAGGCGGGGAGGGGAAAGGAAGAAGUUGAAAUGCUGACGAGGGGUAGUGGACUUGCA
This is a messenger RNA of Aspergillus pseudotamarii, 560 nucleotides long. RefSeq lists its product as uncharacterized. NCBI's taxonomy places the organism in Eukaryota, Fungi, Ascomycota, Eurotiomycetes, Eurotiales, Aspergillaceae. Bases 311 to 487 code for a protein of 58 amino acids. The record is from RefSeq and is a predicted model, not a curated record. The transcript has a single exon.